Cygnus olor (mute swan) is the source of this 18702-nucleotide messenger RNA. It is a transcript of the gene RFLNA, whose product is annotated as refilin A. NCBI's taxonomy places the organism in Eukaryota, Metazoa, Chordata, Aves, Anseriformes, Anatidae. Gene Ontology annotation, cellular component: actin filament bundle. The transcript is spliced from 3 exons. Bases 386 to 1048 code for a protein of 220 amino acids. Gene Ontology annotation, molecular function: filamin binding. The record is from RefSeq and is a predicted model, not a curated record. Gene Ontology annotation, biological process: skeletal system morphogenesis; negative regulation of bone mineralization involved in bone maturation; negative regulation of chondrocyte development.
GUAGCUUGCGGCGGAGCGCGGCCCGUCCGGCCUCGGCUCCCCCGCCGCGCCCAGCGCUCCCUGCCGGCGGGGCCGACCCGGGCUCCGCCGCGUCCCCCCCUCCUUCCGUGGGGCCGGGGGACCGCGCCUGUCUUCUUCCCUUCUCGCCCUCCCUUCCCCGGGAACCGCCUGCCGGGCUGGGGGAAGGCAGCCGGGGCAGCCCGUCCCGGCCGAUGCCGGCUGUCCCCGCCGCGGCAGGCACCGCCCGGGCUCCGGCAGGCUGGUGGCGGCCAUCGGGACUCGGGGCGGGGGGCCCCCGGGCGCCCUUCUUCCCCUUCCCUCUCUCCCUCCCUGGGAGGCGCUGGAGGAUUUUCUCCCGCUGCGUCCCCCUCGCUGCCCCCCAGACAUGGUAGGUCACCUCCAGCUGCAAGGGAUGGACGAGAGCCUGAAGGAGAAGAGCCGGGAAGGCUUGCUGGACAGCCCGGACUCAGGGCUGCCCCCCAGCCCCAGCCCCCCUUUCUACUCCCUCUCGCCCGGCAGCGGCGAGGGCCGAGCCGGGGGGGGCAGCAGCGGCGCGGACCACCCGGCCCAGGGGCACCGGCGAGAGGCCAAGGACGGCAAAGUGAUGCCUUACCUGCUCCUGAACCCGACCACGCCGGAGAUGAGGCCUCGAAUGCACCCUGUGUUUUUCGGAGAAAGCAUUGAAGUCAGCCCUGAGCCCGUGCAGGAAAUUAGGUGCAAUUCUGAGGUGAAGUACGACUCUGAGAAGCAUUACCGGGAUGACAUCUUCUACGGCCCCAUCCCCACUGUCACCACCUACAGCGAGACGGUCAUCGCUGCACCCAACUGCACCUGGCGGAACUACAAGUCCCAGCUGAUCUUUGAGCCUCGCCAGAAGCCACUGAGGUUUCAGAGCACGACCAUCAUUUUUCCUAAGCGUGCCAAGAACAUUUACCGGACCACCCUCAACUACAGCCUGGGCUGUGCCAAGCGCUGGUUUUCUUCCAGCGUGCAGCUGGAACUUUGCGAGGAAACCAGCCCGUGUGUCAUCUACAGCGAGACCCUCUGAUCCACCCUGCCGCUGGCAACCUUGUGACCUCAAGGAGGCCGUGGCCUUUGCUGGGUCUCUGGUUGGGCCCUCAUCAAUGACGACUAAAUAUUAAUGGCUGGAGAAAACGUCAUCUUGGGUGAGGAUGAACUGGCUGGGAGGAGGCUUGCAGGGCAUGGGAUGGUUUUGAUCAGUGAAAGGCUGGCUUGCAUUUUGCGACGUUCCUGACAUUUGUGAUCUGGAUUUUAUUUUAUUUUUUCCAAGCAUAUCUAUUUUUGACUUGUGCUUAGAUGAAAUCAAGAUGACUAAGGACCCUGUUACCCGUAGCAGAGUGCUGCCUUGUGAGCUCUGUAGGUCUUGUCUAGCACAUGGGUGAGACUCACUUCAGAGCUAUUUUGGUCUUCUUCAGAGAAGACCAACUGCAGAGUCAGCAUCCGGCCUGCCCAGCACACACCAAGCCCGGUCUCUUGGAGUUUAAAUGCAGAGGAAGAUAUUUGUGUCAAUACUUCACAUCCUGCAUCCAACAGCUUACCUGGGAGAUAGCUGCAAUAUUACACCACUGCAAGAAUAUCAGGCCUAACUUGCUUGUGGGAGUGGGGACUGUCACCAAGAAAAAGAGGAGGAAAGCAGGUGCACAGUGCUUUUGCCAGCAGCUAGCUGUUUGCAUACUAUAACAAGGCAUGGCACAAGCAGGUGAUGGGAGGAAGGCCUACCCUGACCCACAGCCGCCUCUUCUGUAACCCCAGCCUAGCCACGAGGAUGCAGGGGAGACUAAGGAGACUGAAUAGCUAUGGGGCUGUUUUCUAAAAGUGUCCAAGGGGCUUAGGAGCCCUUUUUCAGAAGUACUGGCAGCCCAAAUGUUGCCAUGCUGUUUGUUGUACCUAACACCCAGUUUGCAGGGAUCUUUAUGCACUCACUUUUGAGGUUCAGGAUAUUACAGAGAGGAGCGUAGCACAGCAAAAUGUUAUCUAGCUUUAAAAAAGCUGGUGCAGGUUUAACUCGAGAGUAAGGUUGCUCACCUUCUCAGUAGUUUCCAUAACCGUGUCAUGGACAGCUUACCUGACUGUGGAGGAGCAUUGAGACUGUCUCUGUGUAGAGCCUGAAGUAUUGAAGAGCCAAAAUCUGUGCAGGAUUUUCUUAAUCAGCCAGGUUGUAGCAAUUAAACAGGUGUUACACAAACAGCUGAGCUGUCCCUGCAACAGUAUCAAGAAGCACAGAGAUAACAGGAGUCACUACAGCCAUCCUAAGGUAAACCAUUCCCACUCAUGAAUCACAUCUCCCAAUAUCUCUUCACUUUGUUAGCUUGCUGAAAAUCUGCAGGAGCCUGGAUUCCUACAGACAUAUAACCUUUGAAAAUGGUAUGGAAUUGUCUCCAAAAAUCAUACCAAGAAUUUUUGCAUGCUGCUCAGAAGAGUCCAGACUUAGAAAAUAACCACAUAGAUCUGGAAAUUAAUUUCCAGCUUUCAUUCUUCUAAACUUUCCAUUUUUUUUCUGACUUGCUGCAAGUCUGAUUGAGUUAUUUCAGAAUGCAGCUAAGAAGCCAAGUCAGAAAACCUAUUAACAGUGUCAACAAGACACAGCUGAUUGCCCAGAACAGUUGACGCACAAACCCACAGAGAUUUAAAAAGAAAUCCCACAAAAAAAAUACACAAAAAACAGUCUGACAAACUUUAAGAAAAAUAGUGACCUACAAAGAUACUUUUUUCCAUCAAUUUUAAAAGGCAAAUGGUAGGUGUGACCAGAACUGUGACCUUUAUGAAACAGAGUUCUCUUAUUUAAAAUGAAGCACUUUUUUUUUUUUUAACCUUAAAUCCUGACAAUUGAAGCAUCAAUAGUACUGAAAGUCAUAUUCUGUGGUAGUGGUGAGCUCUGCCUCUGUCUGGGAGUUAGAUCUGGGUAGGAAGAAAUGUCUCAUAGGAUUUCCAAGGCUUCCACCUACUGCAGAAUUAUUUUCAGCAACACAGAAAGGAGGGCUGUAUUUAUUACUGGUCAGAUUUUGCUGUCACUCACCAUCAGCAGCAAAGCCCAGAGAAGCAACAUCUGCCCCCAUGGGGAUCGAUUCCUGAAGCAACCCUUCUCCCCAGCACUCCACCAAAUGUGAGAGCUGCAGAGUUAGACAACAGUGCACCUGAAACUAGGGUGAACGUGGCCCUAGUGCAAUGCAGGCUGGUGAUACACUUACUUGCUAACCUGUCUUGAGGACUGUCCCGUAUCUCCUAGUGCUGUGGACGAGACGUAUCACGGAGUUGUUGGGCCAGUGGAAACACUUGUCUGCCUUCCUGGGCAUGCAGUGAAGGUCCGGGAGGGCUCUUUCCAUGCACCCUUGAGAGUCUGUGGCAGAGGGGAAGGUUUCCAAGCUGAGCGACAGUGUAAUCCAGGUUCAAAAGCAGCUCAGGGCCAGGCAGGACUGGCUUGGGUACAAAUAGGAAGUUCUGUCAGGCCAGUCCUUGCACCCAGGAAACCCUUUUGUGACGACAGAUCAGAUUGCAGGCACCUCCACUGAGCAAGUGUGGGGACAGGCUCGUUGUGGGCCUCUAAGCUGAAGGAUUGCCUGAGACUCCUUGUUCUGACCACCCAUCAGGCUUUUCUGCUGCUAACAGUUGAAUUACGCCCUUGCUACAAGCACAAAACUGCAGUUUCUGAUUGCUCUGGUCUUUGAGCAGGGCAGGUUUUCCCCCAGGGCCUGUCUCCUUGGGUCACAGUGAGAGGCCUGCCCAGCCAUGGGCCUUUCCAAGCAGACGAGACCCACACAGACAUCCCUGCACUUACAGGAAUUCUGCCAUGUAUUUAUUUUGCAUGACAGACCUGGCUUCAGCUUUUCUGCAAGUUCUUCCUGUCCUGUACUUGACAGAGCCAAUGUACCAGGUUAAUCUCAUGAUCAUUUUUAUCCUGGCCAACUGCAGUCUUCUACCUGCUUUGUCUGCUAUUAGUUCUGUUUCCUCAACAUUGGCUGCAGUGGAAAAAGAAAAUUCAAAAAGGUAGUGUUCAAAUAUAAGUCCAGUGGGUUUAUAUCCACCACAGCCUGGUCUUUGACCCCACAGGGAUAGGGGCUGCUAAGGCAACGUCUCACAGGUGGACGUGGCCCCCAGGAAGGUGCAGGGGAGGGCUGCAUCCUUGGCAGUGCAGGGCCUCCACCCUCCCAGGCUGCUUUGAAGCCUUACGCUUUGUUUUCUCUGCAAAUAGACUAGGAAUGACCUAACAAGCUCCCACUCCUUUGAGCUUAAGCAGGUUUUUUUGGUCUCGCCAUGUCAGGAAAAAAAAGCCGAGCUGCAUAGCCAGGGACAGGCUGUGGUAGGCUACUACCCUGGGCCACAUCCAAAACUGUGAUAUUGCCAAGUAAGUGCCUGUAGGAAUUUUUGAAAAAUACCGUCUUAGAUGGUGUCUCCCUCGGGCCCAUCACAAGCUGCUUUUCUUCUCCGUGAAAGCUGGCACUGGAAAGAGACUUUGUUCUGUGCAAAACCACAAUGGGCACAGAUCCCACCCUGCCUGCCCACCCUCUGUCCCUAUUGCUCCUAGCCCUGUGGCUGGGUGAGCAGUGGUAAGAGACAAAAGUCAUCUUGCUCUGAAUUUGUGAGUGCUGAUUAUUAUUAUUAUUAUUAUUAUUAUUAUUAUUAUUAUUAUUGGUUUUGCUCAAACACCAGAAAUUGAGUUUUGGGUGCAUGUUGCCAAUAAACCGCUCCCAGGCACCAAGUGCUUUACUUUAGUAUGUUUUGUGCACCUAGAAGAAACGAUUAGUUCCACUAGAGAGGUCUCUUUCUUUUAAAUGGAGCAUUAUUUAUCUCAACCAACAGAUCUUUGUUCAGGUGUAUUUUCUCAAAGAUACAAAUGAUAAAUCUAGCCCAUGGAAAAUGCUGCUCAGAAAGGUGAAUUUCCUUGAGCAGCUGGGACUGUGACAACAUGAUUUCUCCCCAAGAUCCUAACACGCCCGUUGCCCACAGCCCUGCAUGCCUGAUGGGUAAAUCACAUUCUGCCUUUAGAAAUUAUUUUCCACCAAUAGUUAUUUUGGGACCAGAAUCUUUCUCACAAGCCUCCUGGUUUUGGGUUUUCUUUUCUUUUUUCUUUUUUUAUUUUUUAUUUUUGAUUUUUUGUGCUUUUUUGGGAGGGAGGGAUGUCUAAUAUGCUCUGUUUUACAUCAGAAUAGAACAUUUCAGAAGGUCACUCUCUGAAAGGUGAGGGGUUUGCCCUUCAUCCUCUUCAUGCCUGUGAUCAUUUUACCCCUAAAUGCAACAGAGUAUGCUUGUGUCUGGUCUGCCUGCAUUGCUGUCAUUGCAUUUGGGGCCAAAAAGGGGAAACCUAGCUAAAUAUUGAACUUCUAAGAAUCUGCAUAAUACUUUGCACAAAUGCAGAGAACAACUUUGACCAAAACAGUUUACGGCUUCUUUCAUUUUUUUUCUCUUUCCAUUUUUUUUUUUCUUCCUAAGCCAGCUCUACUUUUCUCAAUGUGAAACAUAUUCGCACCCUAGGUGCAGACUUUCUGGGAAUGAUGAAAAUGAGGUUUGGGUGUUGAUAGCAGUGUUUGAGUGAACUGCUGGUCAGAGAAGUGAAUGCUAUUUACUAUUUAUGUUGAGUGAGUCUUACAAAAAAAAAAAAAAAGGAAGGGUCACUAGGAGGUAAAUGAACGAAAGACUUUGCAGAGCAAACUGAGGACUGAAGGCUGUGUGAAUCUGAGCUAGAUGUGAGUGGGUCUGUGUGUGAGCACUGUGAGCUAGGAUACUUAGCCACUGUAGUUUUAACCUGCUUUUUUUCCUUCCCUGCAGGGAAGGGCAUCCUUGCCUUCUUUAGAGCUGAAACACAGUCAGAUCCAUCCUCUGUCACAGUCACGCAGUCCCACUGAAGUCUGUGGAGCUCAGCGUUCCGCAGGCUUGCAGGGGACUCUGUGCAGAGCUGUGCCUGUGUGCAGAAAGGGGAACACGUUAUAAUGACGGAUCUGGGUGUGGGAUAUUCACAUUUCUACUGCCAGAUAAAGUCCGCUCCCUGAGGAUUACCCCAUCACUCACAAGUUGCUCAGUUCUGAGAAUAUCCCCUACAGCUCACCAAUAACCAUUGUAUUUGAUGACUUGGGAGGCACUCAUUCCUCUUCAGAUACUGUGAUGGCCAACAAAAUGAGCAAAGUAUCCUGCCAUGUGAAUCGUGACCUGAAGAUGGGGGUUGAAAGAUGUUUGAGGGUUAGAGAAGGGAGAACAUAUUACUGGUGGAAAUGCAGAAGGAUGUGUCAUAUUUUUAUUUUUGUAAGUCUGAUUCUCUAAGUGCUUGUAAAGUACUUGACUGUUGUAUAUGUGGUGAUGCAGUAGUUCUCAAUAUCCUUUUAUUUUUGUAUAUUCCCCAUCUCCACAAUAAUCCCUUCCUGUUCAACUCAUAGAGAGUAAUUUAAGAAGACAAAAUUUAUAUAUCAUAAUAAAACGUGCAAACUGUCGUGCUGAUGUAUGUGAGCUUCCUUCAUCUUUCUUACCCAUUUUCUUGGUGCCUAAUGCUCCUUUCCCAUCCAGAGGGAAUGUUUUUGGUGUCCUCCUCCUGCACCCAUGGGAUUUGGCCCAGCUGCCCCAGGUCAGGAGGCUGUUGACCCAUAUGGGCAGCACCACGACCUGACACCUGCUCUGUCCCAUACGUCCCGUGAAAGUUUAAGUGACUCAGGCAAAGGGCACGAAACUCACGCUUCCUGCAGAGGCCGUUUUGCUCGUCAAGAUUUCACUGGUCAGCAGUUUUACAAUUUCUUAUCUUAAAUUUCCCUCUUCCUGCUCAAUCUUUUUCUACCCAGCUAUGAAGCCCUGGUGCUCAGUCUGGUUAGUUCCUCUCCCAGCGUUUCCACGCCCUUCAAGGGCAGGCAGAACCAAUGUAAUGCUUCUUUCAUGGCCAGGUACCCACAUCCUCGUACACUACCAGGACCCCUGCUACUUCCUGGCUUUUCAAAUCACGAAGGCAGAUGGGUUUCAUCAGGGCUAAAACCCUGCCUAGCCAUGAAGUUUUAAACCCACUGCUAUAAAUGCCUCGGGCUCACCAGCCAGCUAUCAGUAGAGCUCUCAGCUGUCUUCCAAGACCUAAGAUGUCUGCAGGGAGAAUCUGACACUAAUCCUUAUGGAAAAAUCAUAUUGGAUUUAUAGGGAUGAAGUCAAUAGGCUUGGACGAAAACAGCUGUUAAAUGCUAAGGAAUGGAAAGAAGGAAAGCCACGUUACGCAAGAGGCUUGCUUCAGGUGCACGGGAAAUGCCCGUGUCCUCAUCCCAAGUUUUUUUGACACAAAUUAUGGUUGAACUGCUCCUAGGAUGAAGGAUGGGAGAUGCUCGUGCUCAAGCACCUGAGGAAUGGCAACAGCAUAACGAAGGCAGGGGCUGCACGGACUGAGCGAGUUUGAUGGUCGAAACCCAAAUGCCAGACGAAGAACACGUGCAUCCACUCCUGUUAUUUAAAUAAAACCGUAAGACAUGAAUGCCGUCCAAUGAAGAUUCCUGAGGUGGCAACUAAAUCCUCAGAAGCAAAAGCAGUAUUAGAUGCAGGAUAUGUGUUUUGGCAAGCGCACUCAGAUGAGCUAACUCCUAGUGGCUUUUACUGUGCCAUUUGGAUGUUGUAAAUUUAAGCAGAUGAUGCUUGGUAUUAGUUUUGCUCCUGGGAUAUUUCAGAGAGUAAUUGCACAUAUCUCUGAGGGAUUACAAGGUGCUGAAGUUAUAAUGGAUGGACUUUGAGUUUGGACGAGAUGCCUUUUUGAACAGAAGGAAAGGUUUAGGCUGGUUUUACAGACAGCACGAAUGCUGUGUGUAAAGUGCCAAAAGCCUCACCUAGAAAAGUUGCUGAUAAUGGGCAGAUACAAAUUAAUAAAAACCCACAUGCCGGGAUCCCAGUUCCACAGAUGCCUUUAUCAAUCUAACUCCACAGUUAGGUACAGCCAACAAACAGUGAAGGGAUUUGACAGAAAAAAAAAACCUUACCUGACACUGGAGUAGGAAAAGCCCCGCUGCCAAUCUGCCAGCUUGGAACUGCCACGUGCGAGGCCUUGGGCUCCAUCUCCGCUCCUGUGGCUCAGCAGAUGGCAAUGUCACAGCCUGGACCCACAGAAAUGUCUUCAUAAGAUCUAGGUGGUACCAAGCAUCAGGAAAGUCAUGUCACAGUCCUUAGAACAGUCACAGGCCUGUGCCCAUGCGGAGGAGCCACCAGCAGCACGCCUGGGCUGAGGCACGGACUGCCUCUGCUGUGGCACGGGACCCUGAACGGCCACUGAAGGCAGCUCCGUGGGGAGCAGAUGUGGGUGGGUGGCAGGCUGUCACUGCAGCAGCUCCCAGCCCCAGUGGCAGAUAAGUGCUGGCACCCGACUCCUGCCUGCUCUUGCCUCUCCCAGCUCAUUGCAGAGGAGAGGGCCAGGACCUGCCCGGCCCUGCACAGCUUCUGCUGAAGCACUGAGUCCCCUUACCCUGGCAAUGUGCUCAGCCAUGGGGGGCAAGUGAUGUAGGAAUAGUUUGUUCUCAAAUAGGAUAGAGGGUCCUGGAAUUGUUUUUUGAGGGGGCGUAAGGAUGGAGUUUUUAUGAGCUCCAUUUUCUGCUUCUAAUAAUGAUGCUGGAUCCAAACAGCUCCAUGCCUCAGAGUCCAAGGCAGACAGGGAGUUCACAUCUAUGAGGAUGAAAACGCUCGUCCUGCCAAGCCUUUGAUGGUCAUCGUAUCCUUCCUACCCUGCAAACAGGCGGACAGCACAUUUCUAGCAUAAAAAUAUCCUCCUCUGCAGUUAACCACCUCCAGAUUCCCUUCCUGAGCCCAUCCUCAGCCCGGUGAUUAGACAUUUCUGUACACAUAAACAUCCAAAUCAUCUCCCUGGGGCUCUUCCUCUCUCGCAAGCAGAUCCUGAGACCAGCGGCUAUUUGCAGCUCCUUGAAAUACAAAUGGGAUCAGGGCUUCUUCCAAGCUGACCGCUGCAGUCGGGGGCCCACUGCUCUGCACAGAGCACUGGGUUUGCUCCUCGGCCACGCAGCCUCCCAGCACGUUGCCCACCACUCUGGGGAUCAAGCUGCUCCAGAUGCCCUGCUCAUGGCUUUGGGAGGCAAUGCCGAGGGGGCCACAUGCCUUGGGAAACCUAUGGUGGCACCAGGACAUGCAGUAGGGGUGCACAGAGGAGGGACAGUGCAAAGCACCCCAAGUGCAACGCAGUGGAGGAACGGAAAACAUGCACGCACGCACACACAAAUGUGCACGCAGGCACACAUGAGUACUAACUUCUCUUUGAUGGGGGAUUGUCAAAACGUUACCCUCCCUUGGGGCUCUGCAGUGAAAUAAUCUGAUUAUUCAUAAACCAGCUAGAACCAUGAAUCCCUCAUUUAUCAUUUUAACAUAAAUAAUAAGGGCAAGAGGAACACGACAGCAAGAAACUAGCUAUAGAUGUAGUGUUGAAAUCUGCCCGUUUCUUUUAAGCAUGCCCCACUUACUGAUAAUAAGCAGUGAUCCAACCAAUUCCUCGUCUGAGUCCGCAAGCAUUGGAUUACAAAGGACACAAGCCAACACCCUGCUUUAUGCUAGUGGAAGUCCAUUUGGGUGGGAGGCCAGCUAAGAGAACGCAGCAAAUUUAAGAAAACACAUUUAUCUUACUGACAAAUGCUCAGGAAAUAAAAGCCUUCGUAUUCUUCUUUGACCUCUUCCACUCACAGAUGGGUUUUUGCUGUGCUUCUGACGGAGUUUGUUUAGCACCUGCCCCUCCAGGAUGUUCGCUGUAGGAUGGUUUAGGAAGGGGCUCCCCAGUGUCUGUAUGCUCGCAAGGUGCUGGUGCCCACUGCUGUGUUUCGGUCGGGUGCCAUGGAGCUGUCGGCCCUUUGUGGUGCAGAGCUGGCACAAGGUCGGGUUUUAGCUUUGGGUCCAGCUUCCAGCGGGGCUCUAUGGGAUGGCAGCAGCACAGGCCUCUUACAGCAUCCGCGGCUGGCGGCUCAUGGGCUUUACCCCGUAAUAUAGAUGGAACCAAGGGAUACAGCAUCCACAGCCACGCACUCCCUGUCAGCUGGGAGAGGAACUGAGCAUCUCCGCCCCCUACAGCUCCAACCUGAGCCCGCUGUCAAAGAGAACGCGGGGAGCAGCCGAGCAGCACCCCAGGCUCAGGGUCCUUUGCUAAGCAUGGCGCUGCUCAGCCUCCGGCUCUGCCCUUCGACUUUGCAGCCUGGGCUCUUUGCGAGUCCCCCAGCACUUGUAAACAUUUUGGCAGCGCCAGCCCUGUGUGCAAGCCCCAGCCGUAGCCAAACGCACUAUUAACGAGCCACGUGUUUCCACAGCCUCCAGGCUUGGCACCAGACCCCGGGGACCCGGCCGAGCCCGGCUCCAGCAGUGCCCGGCGCAGCUCUCGGCAAAGCUCCGCUGGCAGAGGGGCGAGCGCCUGGCUCGGGGAGAGCCCCGCUGCGUACCCCCGCCCAGCCCCUUCCCUGCCGCUCACCCCCUCCAAAGGUCUCUCCUCGAUGUGUGCUCAGAAAGAAAGAAAGAAAAAAAAUCUCCUAUAUUUUUAAACACUGCCUAAUGGUGAGGAGUAACAUCUGGAGCGCAGCCUUGCCCCUCACGCACAGUCCUCCCUCCGCAGCGAGCGGCUCGCCGCAUCACCCCACGAACCCGGCGGGACAUCACCCAGAGGGAAGCACGAGCUCCUCUGCGCUGGCCCUCCUGCACCUGCUGGUGGCCCAGGGACAGCGGCUACCAGAAAGCCCUGGGGAGGUGGGUGGCUGGUAAAAGCCUUGCUUGCAGCUGGGAGAUUCUUGGUCACCGAAGGGAACGGGGCUGCUCAGAUCGCCCCCAUCGCUUGUGCCUGUGCCUCCUGUGCCGGCCCCAGCUGGCCCAUCGCCCUGGUGCACCCAGAACAUGGGGUGCAGGAGAAACCCUGCUUCCUUCAAGCCUGUUUCCAGCGAGGCUCUUCCAGCCAACAUUAACACACGUUGCUUUACUUCCCAGCACGGCCCGGGGCAGAAAGGAACAUCUGGACCUAAUAAAAAGGUUGUUCCCCCUGCACAGAGACCCAGGAGCAACCUCUGCUGCGUGGUUCCAGCCUCCGCUGCUUGGUUUCUCCUUCUCCAGUGGAUGGAGGAGGCAGCUCUGCAGGACGCUCCGGCAGCCCAUGGGGACUGAACUUUUCCUGGUAGCUUAAAAGCGGGCCCAGCGCAGGGCAGUGAGAUGGGUUUCACGUCUCAGGAGCCAGCACCACGUGAAAUGGUUGUGACUUGUCAUCUGGGUCUGGAGAUGGGGCAUAAGGAUUUGUUGAACAGAACGGAGCUCUUUUUCUAUUCCAAAACCACAAAAGCUGGAGAUGGCUCUAACCCAAGGCCCAGGAUUAACAUCCCUGUGGGGAGGAGCUCUGAUUCGGUCCAACUGGAAUCCAGCUCCAGACCUGGCGCCCACCUCCAGGCACGCACCGGCCAGGCUCCUCGGGCCUGACCUCUGGCAGCCAUUUUGCUUUCUCUGCAGGGCUCAGGAUGAAGCAGCAGCAGAAAACAUUCCCUGCAUCUCAAGCAGAGCUAGACCAGGAUUGCCUGCCUGCUCUCCAACCUUCCACAAACAGAAGAGCCCACACUUCUUCAGCACCUGCCUCUCACCAGAGCUGAUUCGGGGCUGUUGCAGUGCGCACAGUGGAGCUGCUCUGAGCAGAGUUUGGGACCACGCUGAGCCGGCACGCAGCGUCCUUGGGAGCAGACGUUUGGAUGGGAGAGCGGCGGCGUUUCCUGCCCCUGCCAUCUCCUCAGCAGUACCACCACAGAGUUUCCUCCCAGCUGGCACAUAGCCAGCCAUCAAAGAGAUCGCGAGUGACUAAUAAGUAUGAAAAGAAGUUGGGUGAGGGCAGCAAAAAUGUCUGGCCAAAGAUCAAUCUUCACUGACAAUUGCUGCUUUUUCUACGUGGAAGUGCCCUGCUGAGCUGAAAGCAGCGUCUGCUUAAAGCAGAGCACCCUGUGAAGGAGCUCCCUGCACACCACACUUCACCAGGCUGGGGACGUUUGCACCAUUCACACCGUUCCUGGCAAAGGGAAGCACCCUGUGCUCUUCAAAAGUAUGCACCAGGAACAACGCAUGGCUGCUGCUCUGCUCUGUGCCACACAGGUGGUGGAAUCCAGCACCGGGCAGUGCCGUGGGCAGUAAUCCCUGCCUGCUCUCUGCUCACAGGGGCUGACAAGAGGAACUGAGAGCACUGCACUUGUACUGGUGGUGACACCGACCUCACUUCGGACACUGCUCAACCUCCAGUCGGUGGCAAGUGAUUUAUUGCCACUCCGCUGCCCAGAGCCCCGACAAAUACUCAGUUUGGUAAUUACAGGAGGCCAAAAAUGAGAGGAUGAACAAACCUGACGAUUAAUUCAACUGUUACAUGCACACAGUGACACCUUUCCCAAGUUUUAUGCGAGCCCAGCCCUUCCCUGGCCCGGCUCACAAACCAAAGAGCAUCAGCCAAAGCUCCCUGUGCCCUUGCCCAGCACCGAUAAGAGCCAGGCAUGCAUCAAAAGCCACUCUGGUUUCCUUCCAGGGCACUCACCAGCCUGCGACGUCUCAUCAACUGCCAAAAUCAUCUCUUCAGCCCCCCGUCCACAUUGUUAUCAGAGAGCAUACAUAAUUUCAUGGCAAAUCACAAGAACCGGUGAGUGGCUAUUUAGACUACCACUGCGGGAUGGUAGCAAACGCUUCCUGCUGCAGGGCUCCUAGGAGCCGUUACCAAUUUUUUGCUCUCUUGCAGAGCCCAUGCUCUGCUUGGGGCUGCUGGGUGCACACCACAACCUGCCUCCCGGGGAGGGCACAGGGAUGAGUGCUAACUCCACGUGUCCUUUGUAUUCUGGUGCGUUUUUACCUGUUUUUCUUACCGAGCCCAUCGCUGGGUGCCACAGCCACGUCUCUCCCUGCUACCAGCAGGGUGCACGGGUCGAUGGAGAAGCUGGAGCACAGAGAUGCAGGGAGGACGACCGCUGUCUCGCUCUGUUUCCUCAUGGAUCUUCUGACUCGUCCAGGCCUGGCUGAAAAAAAUAUCUUCCUCUUGCUUUAAUUCUUUCCAAAAGAAAAGAAAACAAAGGAAAACACCAGCCCCAUAAUAUUAACUGAACAUCAAUUCACCACCAGGAGAAGGUCACGGUGCUCCCGCACCUCCUUACAGCCUCUGUCGAGGGCAAAGCCUUCAGGGAACAUCUUUUAUGUUUCCCCUCCCCUCCAAAAAUUGCUGUUUGCCACCAAACCAAAACCCGAGUGAGUCUGGGUUUCUGACAUUUUUCUUUAUUGCUGGUUUUUGAAGCCAUCUGCUUUUGUCCCAUUUCAUUUUCAUCUCCUUAUGUAAGAGCUUUUCAAGUAGGCCUGAAGUUUUCCAUCAUUAAAUCAUAAGUGCUGGCCUUGAAUGUAGCGUUUUCCCACCUUCUGUUUCUUCAGCAUCAGUGUGAAUUAUUGACCAGGGCAACUGCUGUCAGCCCUCAUCACCACUGAAAUCCUGAGGCGGGAAGCUGAACAGCCUGGCUUCUGUUUGUGCUAUUUAUUAACUUCUAAUUGCCUUCUGAGCAGCAAGACUUUCCAAAAGAGGAACUUCAGCAGAAACCACUCUCAUUGGGCCUGGAGAUCUUCAGGCUUUAGGAGCCAGCACAUCUCUACCUCGUGCACGCGGCUGCAGGCUCGCUGCGCCUGGGUGCUGGCAGGGCUCUCAGGCUGGUGUGGAUCCUUCUCCAGCCCAGGGACAGGAGCCUUUCGGACACUGUGCACCCCUGGACAGACAAACGGGGUCACACAGGACCACAGACAGCCCAGGAGCAUCCCCUACGACUUGGGGCACCCUGAACGGACCUUUAGGGUUUAAGCACCUGAAAUGCUGUGCCUUAUGCCUGUAAGCAGAGAUGCCCAUUGCUCCUUUCAGGAGGAAAACGGUAUUAUUAUUAUUAUUAUUUUUUAAAACCCAUUUCUGAGCCCCAGAAGAGGCAGCUGAAGAUCAUCAGUGGAAAACCAAUAACAGCCCUCUAACGGGUUAAGUUCCAUAGAGUCACCCACAGCCAUACCCCUCAGCCCAGCACCGCAGGGGGAAGCCUGUUCCCCUUCACCACUUGCCCCGUGAAACAAAACCUCCUCCACAUUCCCCCUGCAGCACAGCCCCAGGCCCCUUCGCUCCUGUGGGCCACCUUCUGAGACAGCAACGCAAACCCUCGUGCUCCAAACAGCCCCCAGACACCCCACACCACAACCUCCCAUGCCAAAAAAUAAUCCUGUGGGUACAUGGGUACAGAUGUGGGAGGGGGACUGAUGGCUGGGGCCCCAGCCAAAGUCAACCAAAACCCACAGGACGGACAUCAGGGGUAAAGCAAUCCAGAGCAGCAAACAGCUACCAGCGCUCCUGUCCCAGCUGCUAAUUAGGUAGAGCUAAUUAGCUUCCCCAAUAAUUCCCUACAGGGCUUGGGAGGGUUUAUCCAUCACCAGAACUUUUUAUUUUUCCAACCACAGCUGAACACUGUUUUGCUUGGCUGCAAUUCACGGAGCAUUGAAGCCAAGGUCCAUUUGGUGGCAUUUGGUUAUGGGGUCCCAGAGCCAUCCUUGGGGCUCAGGGUCCCCCAGCCCCUGGGCCCACUCCCCACUCCCCAGACCCAAACAAAGCUCCAGGAGGCUGUUUUGUUUUGGGAGGGUUUUCUGUUUCCCCUGUGAAAAGCCAACAAAUAGUCUGGGGCACGCAGGGUCGGGGGAAGAAGCCUCGGUGGCCAAACACAUACUGCUGCCAGGAGAACCCAGGGGCUGUUUGAUGUCUGGGGAGCUGCACGCAGCAGCUCAGCAAAAUAAAAUGAAAAUAUAAAUAAGAAAAAUAAAAAUAGAGGAAGAGGAAAAAUCCCUCUUCUGAGGUGUUUCAGGCUGAUGGGAGACACAUUAAUGAUAGGGAAAGACAGGGAAACCGAGGCAAAGAGGGGGCUGUGACUUAGCCAGUGCACCCACCUGCAAGCCGUAGGAGAAGCGUGCGAGGCCCCUCGAGCUCCAGCCAGCAAGCUCCCCCCUCAGCCACCCGGGGCAGGGUCCUUCGGGCAGCCCCAGCCCCACCGCCAGGCCCCGGGGGGGGGCACGGUGCAAUGUGGGGCCAACGCUGUGUCAAUGCCAGGGCCAGCCUGGGGUGCACACCGCAGCUCCCACCUGCAGAGCCACCAGCAUCCCUUUUUCCCCCUCUCUCAGCCCAUUUUGCCAGGGGUGCUCCCAGCUGCACCCCGCCACCACGGGGUCCCCAACCCGUCCCACUCCCACCCAUGCUGUGGCAUCAACUCGCUCUUCCUGGGCUUACGCACGGAAAGAAGCAGGAGAGCAGGAGAGCUGUAUUUUGCUGGCAAAGAAGCUUUUUUUUUUUUUUUUUUUUUUUGGUUUGUUUGUUUGCCUUUUUAUUAUUUAAACAGUCAGGCAGUGUUCGGCCACUGCUGCCCACACCGCUUGCUGGUGGGCACGCUGAGCAAAAUAACAAGUGAACAAACCCUUCACCUUCAGUAGAAGAAAACCACCCCUUCAGAGCAAGCUGCGUAAAUAUUUACACCUCGUGGUUUCUAUGUACAGCCCCGUCUAUCAUACAACUCACUUCAAAACAGCUAUGCACAAUUUGCUUGUACAAAAGAUAGAUAUUUCCCCCCUCAGUACAGUUGAAACAAUAAAUUGCCCAAUAAUUUGCUUGCCAGUUUGUACAAACUACAAAGUUGGUUAACGUUACCUUUAAACUGGGGUUGUUUUGUUUCUCUAACAGCUUAACAUGCCUUUCUCCUCCUUGGCUGCAGGAUGGGGAUGCAUCACGGCCGGCAGCACGACGACUUGGGUGAUUUGGGGCAAAAGCGCGUGAAAACAGAGCUUUUGGCUGGCAGGAGGACGCGAGGGCAGGACAGGGGGGUGUUGCUUGCAGUGCUCGUGACCUAGAGGAGCAGCAGCUCCCCACUUCCAGGUUUCCCCAAGGGCAGGACCCCGCUGAAGCCAACCCCACACACGUAUCCCACACAGGCUGCCCCAGACAGGGCCAAACCUCCAGCAUGGAACCGGUGCCACCAAGGCCUUCCCAGCCCUGUGGCACCACCAACCCCUCCUCAAAACACCGCCCUGUGCAGGCCAUGCGCCCACCGAGCCAUCAGCCCCACGAUGACUAAAAAGUACCUCACAAACCUCUCACGCCUCUUGAAAACGCAGCGAGGCCCUGGGCCAGGCCUCGGCUUUGCUUCAGCGCUCCCAGGCCUCUGGGUGAGCCCACCAGCUCCAAGCCCCUCCUCCAGGCACACGAAGCCAUGGUGGAAAGGGCAAAGAAAACAGAAUUGGGCUGUGUAACCUCUUCCUGCUGCAUGGCAGCGGUGAGGUGGUGCCUCGGCAGCUCCUCGCUGCCCUUCCCCACCUCAUCCAGCAGGCCCUGAGCCCAGCCCAGCCCGUGGGGUCGCUUCUGGCUGGUGUGGGAUGUCCCAAGGGGCUGUGCCCUGGGGCAGAAAGGGACAGGACUGCCCUGGCUGGGUGGUGACAGGGCUUGUGAGGGCAACACCAAGGGGUGAGGAACCCAAACGCUGCCCGACGCCUCCCUUCGCGCACCGCAAGGUGAGGGAGCGCCGGCAGCCCCGCGCAUCGUCCCGCCGCCCGAGCUCAGCUCCGUCUCCACAGCCAGGGCCAGCGGGGCCGGGGCUGCCCCUUCAGCGGAGAAAACGAGCCCCAACCAUGGAGAAAGCGAGCCCCAGCCAUCCUCACGCCACCUCCACACCGCUGCUCCACGCUUCUGGGCACCGCGGCCCUGCCAAUCGCAUCCGCUCUUCAACAGCGACCUGCCCCUGGCUCGGCCUCUCCUCAAGACACCAAAGCAGCACACAGUAUUGCUACUGUGCCAAGUGGUAACUUUAUUCUUUGUUGUGUUUUUUUUUUUUUUUUCUCUGUCUGAAAAGGUUAAGGAGGCGGCUUUGAAGAUGGGUCGAAUUUGGAUUUUUCCCAGCAAAAUCUGCGACACUUUAAUAGCGUUAUGCCCAGACAUCAGCUCUGUUAGCUUUACAUCUCAGAGCCAUGAAGACACCAGCAGCAAUAACCUGGGAACUGAAAGACUUCCACAUCGCUUGUGCAUUGUCUCGUUUUUUUUUUUUUCUUAAAAAAAAAAAAAAAGCACAACAGAAAAGACACAAACAUUGAUGAACAUUAAAAACCUGUACAUUGUAAAAAACGAAAAACAAAACAAAACAAAACAAAAAAAAAAACAAGCCCCAAACAAACAACAAACACCAUCAUUCUCUUGCUUUGAAAUCAGAAUCACCCUGGGAACAUUGCAGGGGGAAAAGAAAUAACCAUCGAGAACGUGACAAGGCGAUCCUCGCUGUCUGACACGCGGCGGAUCAAAGAGCUGCUGGAAGGCGGCGCGGGCUGGCUCCCCCCGCAGCGGGAGAGGCAGAAAGUCUGUGCCGUGGUCUUGUUUCCUCUAGCGUAUAGAAUGCAAAGCAUUUAAUACAUUUUUUUGUGUUUUUUUUUUUUUUUUUGCCAUUUUUCUCCCCCAGAGCGAGAAAGCAGAAGUGAAUGAAAAAAAGUCUAAUAUUUUGUUCUUUAACCAUGUAACUGCAGAUAUGAUCCAACAUCAUGGAAUGAAAAAAAUAAUGUAAAGUAGAGCAUUCGUGUGUAUCACAAAAAUACAAUAAAAACUUUUUUUUUCUUUUUUUUUUAAAGUUUCCUGUGAACUCCCUGCCAUGCCGGCCUCCUGCCCGCGCUGCCCCUGCACCCGGCCAGCUCUGGAGGGCUCUGGAGAAUCAACGACUGCAACCAGCAAACGGAUUCUGCUGAAUUAGCAGAGGUGUGUGUAACGGGGGGCCCUGCAACCAUGGCAAGAUUUUCUUUUUUUAAUCUAAGUUCAUACAUUCUCCUGACUUACAGACGACUUUGAUGGAUCACUGUUACCUUCUUUUUUUUUUUUUUCUUUUUUAAACAUUUCCAUACAAUGGACAAACACAUCAAAGCCUGUGUGUAAGAACAGAACCUCUUUUACAGCAUGUAAUACUGUGUUUUGUUUAAGUCCUUCCUUGCGUAAAAUAUUGACAUAAUUCACUGAAGGUAUCAAAAAUAUACCCUGUAGACCAAUACAAUUUACAAUUGCCUUUUCUCACCAUUCAGAAAACAAUGCACUUAAAGCAACCGAGCCCGUCCCCAGGCGGUGCGCGAGCCCCCCCGGGGAAAUCUCUUCCCACUCCAAUUGCAGCCCGGGAUAUCCAUCACCGAAGGGACCAGCUUUUUUUUCAGAAACGGAUCUUCCCUCCCUCUCCUGCUCCUCCCAGCCGCGUUCAAAGCGCGUUGAGGCCAACGUGUCCCGCGCGGCCGGGACGAUGGGCUCCCCACCCUCAGAUCAGCCGGGGGAAACCAAGCUGGGUUCGAUCCUAUUCGACAUUUUUAAAUCUUUUUUUUUUUUUUUAAACCGUCUCAAGGUUUUGUGUUUCCGUGGCACAGCCCCACGGAGCCCCUCACUCGGCACCGUGGGAGCAGAGCGUCCGUGUGCGCGCGGCCCCAGGACUUGCACGGCCACUCGGUCCCUCUCUCGAGCGCGGGGUCACUGCUCAGCCAUGCUGGCAAGGACGAAUGUGGGAUCCUUGGGUUUUGUCUCGUUAAGGCUUUUUUUUUUUUUUCUUUUUUAGACUGAAGAGGAUGCAGAAAUUUCCAGAUGUUGAGAACAAAACAAAAAAAAAAAAGGAAAAAUAAACCAACAACAAAAAAAAACAUCCCCCCCCAAUUGGCUGGUUGGGAGGAGAAGGUUAAAAAAAAAAAAAAUUAAAA